This is a messenger RNA of Scomber japonicus (chub mackerel), 1486 nucleotides long. RefSeq names its product RELT TNF receptor (gene relt). Gene Ontology annotation, biological process: apoptotic process. Gene Ontology annotation, molecular function: protein binding. The record is from RefSeq and is a predicted model, not a curated record. The transcript is spliced from 10 exons. NCBI's taxonomy places the organism in Eukaryota, Metazoa, Chordata, Actinopteri, Scombriformes, Scombridae. The coding region runs from base 35 to 1486 and encodes 483 amino acids.
GAUCAUAUGUACAUAGAAGAAUACAUUGAAGAAGAUGAGGAACCACCUUUGCUGCUCAGCUCUCGUCCUUCUCACGGUGUUUGGCUGUGGUGGGACUGCAGCAGUGCAGUGUCGGUGGGGGGAAGGAUGUAUGUGUCUGCAAUGCCCAGCUGGUCAGGAGCCCUCCAAGGCCUGUGGGCAGAUCCAGAAUCCAGCAGAGGAGGUGCAAUGCCGGUCGUGCCCAGCAGGAAGCUUUUCUGACUCACUCAACUCUGAACUUUGCCGCCCGCACGCCUCCUGCAAGACCCUCAGCAGACAUGUUGCAACCGCUGGCACUGCGACCUCUGAUGCUGUCUGCGGAGACUGUCUGCCUGGGUUUCAUUCUGCUGCAACUGGAGAUGUUUCCACUCAGACUCCUUGUGUGAAAACAUCUUUGCACGUCAGAACAGUCCGCACGGUGGGUAAAGGUCCAUCUAGUGGUGCAGGAGGACCAGUCAAUGGUACAGUCGUGCGCAGUGCUGAGGAGAAGACAGCAGAGUAUGCCGUGUUUGCUUUGGUGCCCAUCUUCUGCGUGAUGGGUUUGCUGGGUAUCCUCAUCUGCAACAUCCUGAAAAAGAAGGGAUACCGCUGCAGUGCUGAGAAAGAGGGAGGGGAUGAAGAGACUGCAACACCGCAGAAAGAAGGUAAUGGCUGUCCCUACAUAUCUGAUGACCUGAAUGAAGACACCAUCAGUGUACUGGUUCGCCUCAUUACUGAGAAGAAAGAAAAUGCUGCUGCACUAGAGGAACUGCUGCUGGAGUAUGAGAGCAAACAGAUUGCCUUGAGCAAAGGCUCGUCAAUCAAGUUCCCCAUGCUGUCUCCCCUGUCCACGUUCCGCUCCCUCCCCAGGCUCUGUCCCCAUCAGUCCCACCUCCACACCAUCUCCGGCCUCUCUGGCUUGGCCCCCAAACAUGGCUACCGGUGCUCCCGCUGCGCCCAGAAAAAAUGGCCCCCUAUCCUCAUACCACCUUUGGAUUCCUUCAAAGAUCCCCUGAAGCCCCCACAGAGCCUCAUCCUGUCCUCCCUGGACCAGCAGAAGAACCCCCUGCUGGGAGGAAUGCGUGUCGACACGCACUGUACGCAAGCUGUUGUGCCAAAUACUGUACAGGAAAAAGUGGAGGGGAGUGAAGUGAAGGAGAAGAAGGAGGGAGAGUUGACGGUGCUUUCUGUCGGGAGAUUUCAAGUCGCUCAGAUCCCCGAGCAGAAGCCCAUCACUGUGGAAACCAAGACAGCAUCCCAGGAACAGCGUAACUCACUGUUUGGUGGGAAUCUCUUCUCUUCCUCUUCAUUAUCCGGCAUCAGGAGAAACAGAGAGAUGCUGUUUGAUAACACUACCUCGCUGAAGAUGACCUCAUCAUCUGCUGACAACUUGACAGCCGGCAUGGAGGGUGGUUAUAGACGACUGACACCAAGAAACCACAAGAACCACCUCCUGCUUGAAGAAGUUGUUUCCAUUUAUGCGAUAUGA